Molecule: messenger RNA, 1671 nt
Organism: Solenopsis invicta (red fire ant)
Lineage: Eukaryota; Metazoa; Arthropoda; Insecta; Hymenoptera; Formicidae
Exons: 1
Coding region: 285-890 (201 amino acids)
Source: RefSeq, a predicted model, not a curated record
AAUUUCUACACCUGAUUAAUCCGUUAACUAUAUGUUCAUCUUGCAUUCAGAGUAAUUUGUCGCUUUAUGCUGCUAUAAAAUGUGCCCCUCCUCCUUCCAUCUAGAUUAAAAGUCUGAUAUAAACAGAGUGAUAACAGUCUCGUAGUAGAAUUCCUGUGCGGGUAUACGAAACAUAACAUCGUACGCAAGCAGUCGGUUACACUUUUACUUGCCGCUCUCUUUGACAACGCUGUUAUACCAAGAUAAUUGGCUUGUAAACAAGAAGAAAACCCAUUGUCGACGUCAUGUAUUUUCUGCCAUUAUUGUUUUCGAAUCUCUAUUUCGGAUUGAAUAGACCCUUCAAUUUGGUGGACCUUUCCGCUCUCGACACAACAAAUUUUAAAUCGCAAGAAUUUACCUCUCGCAACCUUGAUCGUAUAUCUCCGAUUCCUUUCAACUAUGGAGUAAUGGAUGAUAUGUUUCCAAUUCCUUUUAACUAUGGAAUAAUGGAUCGUAUGCCUCCAAUUCCUUUGAACUACGGAGUAAUGGAUUUCUACUACCAAUCCUGGACUGUUAAUCCUGGACAGGUUGGUGAGGAACAAACUGGCAUGGAAUAUGCUGAUGCGGAACAGACUGGCAUGAAACAUGUUGAUGCGAAACAGGCUAGCAUUGGACAAGCAAGUACGGAAAUGAUUGCCGCGGAACAAGUUGGCACUGGACAGGCUAACGAACAGGCUAACACGGGACAGACUGGCGCAGGAAUGGCUGAAGUAGGACAAACUGAUACACUAAAGGCUAGCAAAGAAAUGACUGGCGCAGAAAUAAUUGACGGAGAACAGGCUAGCACAAGACAGGUUGACGUAGAACAAGCUAAUGCAGAACAUACUGAUGCCGUUACUCAAAACCGUUGAAAAGGAGGAAAACUAAUUCGGGAACAACUAAUCGCAAAGCAGGCACAAGAAUCAAGAUUGAAACUCAAAAAACGACAGGGUAAAGUCGCCUAUUAUGAGAUACCUUUUUUCAAAGGCUUAUAAUUUAUUUAAUUUAUACCAUUAACUUCUAUUGUUAUAUUCAAAUUAUAGUAAAUAUACUUAAGUUUUAUCGCCAAAAGUUAGCAACCGAUAAUAGUUAUAUUUUGUUGUACAUGAAACUUUUUAUUAAAAUUGCUGAUUUUGAUAAUUCAAAAAAGGGGUUCCUAAUAUAAGACACAAAAAUUUUUCUAUAUGAAAUGGGUCUUAUUGACUUGAACCUUAUUAGGUUCCAGACUUAAAAUCCAAUUGACCAAUCAAACGGCUCUUUCGAGACUUUGUACAUAACACUUUUCUCCAAAAUCUACUCUCUUCGAGAUAUUUUAAAGUCUCAGUACUAAUAUUGAAAGCCAUAACUUUCAAGUCUCAAAGUUCAAAAGUCCUAAAUAGAAAACUUUAUUAUAGCAUUUUGGAAAGCUCUUAAAGUCAAACUAUGCAAUAAUAAAUGAGGAUUUUUGAGUGUCUCAUAUUAUGAGUUCCACGCUUUGCGGUUUCACGAUACCCAAAUCUAAUUUUGUAUAAUUAAAUCGUCACAUCUCGUAUUUUUCUAUUAAUACGACUUUUACUAUAUCGCUGUAUGUAGAAUUUAUUAUUAAAUAUUUGUUUAUUUUAUAAUGAACAAAAGAUUUAAAGACUUAUCUCAAUAAAUCUUGACAACAACAAA